AAAGGAAAAAAUAUGUGUAAACAAAUUUAUUAUUCAUCACAGUUUAAAAAAUCAUUAAUCGCUGGAAUCUUUCGAGUUUUUUCUCAUUCUAAAAUUCAAGUAAAAACUUUCCUGUAGAAACUGCAUGACUUACUUUUAUACAUAGAAAGUCACUACAAUGGGCAGAAUUCCAAUACGUUACGUCAUGGAAAACUACACAGACAUUUAUUGCAACAGCACCUGUUUGGACGAAGACGUCAUCGUUAUGGAAGAAGAUUACUCGACUUGUGCCACCAUUGUUAUCAGCGUAGUAUUGGGUACUAUAAUUGUGUUUACAACAAUCGGUAACUCCCUGGUGUGUGCGUCGGUAUUUUGUGUUAAGAAAUUACGAAGGCCUCCAAAUUUCCUCCUGGUGUCUCUUGCCGUUUCCGAUCUCUGUGUGGCACUACUGGUCAUGCCUCUUGCUCUUCACUACGAGCUCUCUGGAGAUUGGAGAUUGGGUGACACCAUCUGUGAUAUGUGGAUAGCUUUCGACAUGACGUGUUGCACGGCCUCCAUCCUUAAUCUUUGCAUGAUUAGCAUAGAUAGAUACCUGGCCAUUACCAAACCAUUGACUUAUGGUGUGCGCACGAGGGCCAGGCGUACUUGGAUCUCCAUCGCUGCCACUUGGAUGAUGUCGUGUUUGGUAAGUAUUCCACCUCUACUUAUUUUAGGAAACGAUCACGGAUCAGAAUUGAUGCCGAGUUGUGAAAUCAAUCAGAAUUUUGCUUACCAAUUGUACGCCACGUUUGGAGCAUUCUACAUCCCUCUUCUGGUCAUGGUCGUCAUGUAUUGUAAAAUUUACGUAGCAGCGAAGAGAGUGGUGGAAGCCGAAAAGGGUACUUUAAGGAAACAAACCGGGCUAUUGUCAGUUUGCUGGAACAGCAGCAUAGAUCGUAAAGAGAUGUUAUUGGAGCUUAAAAAUCGCAGUCAGUUAAAUUUAUGUCCUCUCCCCGACAGUAACGAAUCUGUUAUGUUUAGAACACCAGAAAGAUAUCAAUUGUGUACCGUAAACAUGGACGAGAACGGUGGUAGAACAUCGAACGUAUUGUGGAAAAAGAAAAAUAAAGCCACUAGGAGGGCCAUAAUCUUAAAAGAACGUAAGGCAUCGAUAACACUCGGCAUUAUCGUGACUGCCUUUACUGUAUGUUGGUUGCCUUUCUUUGUAGUGGCACUCAUGAGAUCCUUACUCAAACCCACUAUUUCUGUACCCAGAUUUAUACGUAGUUUCGUCCUAUGGUUGGGAUACGCCAACUCCAUGUUGAACCCAAUUAUUUACAUGACCUUCCAUCAAGAUUUUCGAAGAUCUUUUAAAGAGAUCUUAUUAUUUCGAUGUUCUACUGUUAACAAAAGAUUUCGGGAACAAGCGUAUCGGUCGCAAUACGGUGACCCUAUUUAUAGGUUGGGAUAUAGUUUCAGACAACAAGGAAUUGCACCUUCGGUGCCAUAAAUUGCACACUAAUGUUGUUAUUUGAUACGGCAUGCGUGUUAUAUUGUGCACUAGCGGCACAAAUAUCCAUAUUUCUCUAAUGUUUCCGUGUAUUCGUCACGAUACCAAAUCUCGAAUUUAUGAUUAAUGUAAUUUUUGUGUCACGUUUUAAAAGCAAGAAUACAAAAAAUUAUAUAUAUAUAUUAAUAUAUACACACACACAUACAUAUAUAAUAAAUGGUA
Molecule: messenger RNA, 1690 nt
Organism: Centruroides sculpturatus (bark scorpion)
Lineage: Eukaryota; Metazoa; Arthropoda; Arachnida; Scorpiones; Buthidae
Product: 5-hydroxytryptamine receptor 1-like
Exons: 2
Coding region: 158-1468 (436 amino acids)
Biological process (GO): adenylate cyclase-activating adrenergic receptor signaling pathway
Cellular component (GO): membrane
Molecular function (GO): G protein-coupled amine receptor activity
Source: RefSeq, a predicted model, not a curated record